UAUUAUCUACCUGUGGAGCUCAGGUGAGCACAGCCCGGCUUCACGAUGAUCAAGUCCCGCAGUUUGUCCUCUGAAGGCUCGCUGCCUCCGCCGGACAGCGAUGAGCUGGACUCGGUCUGCUCCGAUGAGCUGAUGGGCUCCCAGUCCCGCCGCUGGCUGGCGGACCUGCUGGCCGCCGACAUGCCCUCGGAGAGCGGGGAGGUGGGCGCGGUGGGCCGGGACGGGCUGUGCGUGGACUACCACUUCCCCGUGGGAGACCUGGAGAUGCAGGCUGGAGUCAAGUGGAAGCGCCCGAAGGAACUCUGUCCUUCACCAAAGUUCAUCGUGGACGGAGCUUCUCGGCUGGACAUCUGCCAGGGAAAACUCAGUGACUGCUGGGUCCUCUCUGCCAUAGCUUCUCUGGCUAUGCACCCUCACCUGCUCAAGAAGGUUGUGCCUCUCAACCAGAGCUUCCAGAGCGGCUACAAUGGCAGCUUCACCUUCAAAUUUUGGCAGUACGGGCAGUGGGUGGAGGUGAGGAUCGAUGACCUGCUGCCAACGCAGGGCAACAAGCUGCUCUACCUCAGCUCCCCUGAAAGACACGAGUUCUGGAGCGCUCUGCUGGAAAAAGCCUACGCCAAGCUGAAAGGAGGCUACAGAGCUCUGGAAAUGGGCUUCCCUCACGAGGCCAUGGUGGACAUGACCGGCGGCGUGACCGAGGUUUUUAACCUCCCCUUGGCGUCCAAAAACCUGCCGGAGCUCCUCAGAGACCUGCUGGCCAAAGGAGCGCUCAUUAACUGUGCCAACGGCAAGGGUCCUCUGGAGCAGAGGAACGAGCUGGGGAUCAUGUUCAAACACGCUUACUCGCUCACAGCCGUGGAGAAGGUUAAAUCAUCUUAUGGGUAUGUAGAUUUGGUGCGGAUCCUCAAUCCGUGGGGCAACACGGAGUGGACGGGGCCUUGGAGUGACGUGAACAGCGGAGAGUGGAGGACGGUGAGCCCCGAGGAGCAGGAUCGGCUGGGCAGGGUCAGCCGGGAGGACGGGGAGUUCUGGAUGUCAGUGGUGGACUUCCAGCUGAACUUUGACGCGAUGGAGGUGUGCCACCUGACGCAGGCUCUGGGCGCGCCCGGCUCCGCCGUGCAGCCGUGGAGCUGCGUCAUGCACCACGGGACCUGGAUGCCGGGCAUCACGGCGGGAGGAUCGCCCGCCAGCACGUUGUUUUGGCAGAACCCUCAGUUCCUCCUGGUUCUGUCGGAGGCGGACAACUCCCCCAGAAACAGCCAGAGGACCUGCUCCUUCGUCGUGGCUCUCAUGCAGAAGUACCAGAGACGCAAAGGCAUUAACCUCUACGUUUCCCUGCAUAUAUAUCCGGCCCAUCCUCAGAACACCUACCUGUCAUCCCAGGACCUGCGUAAAGUCUAUCCCAUCUGCUACAACCAGCCCUCCCCCCGCCGGGAGGUGAUUAUCCGCAGCUCGCUUCCUCCGGGCCGCUACAUCAUCAUCCCUUCCACCAUGGAGGCCAAUCAGCAGGGAGAGUUCCUGCUGAGGGUGCUGACGGAGCCGGGGAACGCCGCCACUCCGGCUGACAAACCAAAACCACAGGAUGUGUCGUUAAUAAAAGAGCCGUCGUUUCCUCACCUGGACGCCCUGCCUUCCCUCACAUCCAUCAAACAGCUGUUCUACAAGCACAGCAACAAGCACGGAAUCUGCAGGCCUCUGCACCUCUACCACCUUCUGACUGAGGUCAUAAAGGGAGGAGUGUUGGCAGGAAGUGAGAAGUACCUUUCCAUGGAGCACUGCAAGAGCCUGGUGGUCCUGAUGGACAGCCGAGGCAGCGCUCAGCUCACCUGGAACGUGUUCGAGACUCUGUGGGACAAAAUCAGGAAGUGGACGGACAUCUUCUUGGUCUACGACACGAAUAAAAGUCAUCGCCUGGAGUACAAAGAGGUCGAACCUGCCCUGAAGGCAGCAGGCAUCACGGUGGACAGCUUGGUGAUGCAGCUGGUCGGACUGAGAUACACGGAGCCCGACCUGACCCUCAGCUACCCGGGCUUCCUGUACAUGAUCAUGAAGCUGGAGAGCAUGAUCCACAAAUUUCAGACGUACGACAUGAUGGGACUUGGAACAGUGACCAUCAGCUACAGACAGUUUCUCCACAUGACCAUGUACAGCUGAAGCGGACUCACCUGGAUUCACCUGGAUCCGCUUCGUUCUGUGUUUUUAUUGCUUUUAUUCCUACCAAGUGGAAAAAGUGAGCAGACACUUCCUGGUGUAGUGAUGGAAACAGGAGCCGAUAGGAGCACCGCCACGUCCAGACGGGCUGUUUCACGGCUCUCCACGUCAUGAAAAGCAACAUUCACACCUGGUUCUGUGAUUUUCAGCGUUGAAUGUCACGUUUGGUGCGCGGCAAAAAUAUCUCCCCAAUAAAUGCAUUCUUUACAGAUUUG
Fundulus heteroclitus (mummichog) is the source of this 2426-nucleotide messenger RNA. RefSeq lists its product as uncharacterized. The transcript has 20 exons. Lineage: Eukaryota; Metazoa; Chordata; Actinopteri; Cyprinodontiformes; Fundulidae. Gene Ontology annotation, molecular function: calcium-dependent cysteine-type endopeptidase activity; calcium ion binding. Gene Ontology annotation, cellular component: cytoplasm. Gene Ontology annotation, biological process: proteolysis. The coding region runs from base 46 to 2154 and encodes 702 amino acids. The record is from RefSeq and is a predicted model, not a curated record.